Molecule: messenger RNA, 3030 nt
Organism: Trachymyrmex septentrionalis
Lineage: Eukaryota; Metazoa; Arthropoda; Insecta; Hymenoptera; Formicidae
Product: nardilysin-like
Exons: 13
Coding region: 1-3030 (1009 amino acids)
Molecular function (GO): metal ion binding
Source: RefSeq, a predicted model, not a curated record
AUGUCAGAAGAAGAGCGUAAGACCAAAGGCAAUAAAUUUUUUGUUGAAUAUUUGAAUUCGCCUGACAUAUCGGGCGAGUAUCAUAAGGCCGAUUAUAGAGUCUUUAAACUACAAAAUGGUUUAACAGCUUUGUUAAUAUCUGUAUUGGAAAAAGCAAAUUAUGACGACAUGAGUUAUAAGGAUUAUGAAGAAAGUAGUCCUACAGUUAAACGGCUUAAUGGAGAUGUACGGAAGGCAUUUUGUAGCUUAUGUGUGAAAGUAGGCAGUUUUAGCGAUCCACCAAAAGUUCCUGGCCUGGCACAUUUCCUUCAGCGCAUGGUUUUCAUGGGAUCCGAAAAAUAUCCAAAAGAAAACGGUUUUAAUGAAUUUAUCAGUCACCAUGGUGGCACUAUCGAUGGCGUAACGGAUUGUGAGCAUACAAGAUUUUACUUUGAUAUUUCAGAGAAACACUUGUUUCCAGCUCUCGACCGUUUUGUUCAAUUUUUCAUUAAACCCUUGAUGAAGAAAGAUGUCAUUAAGAGCGAGCGAGAGGCCAUACAAAGGGAGUUUCAGUGGAGUUCAUCUAGUGACAAAAAUAGAAAGGAACGAUUAUUGUCUUUUAUUGCUCAAACUGGUCUUCCACUCAGUGAGUUUCUUCGAGGUAAUUCAAUAGCUUUAAACAAUGAUAUCAAUGAUGAUGAGUUGUACGAAGAACUGCACAAUUUCAGGAAUCGUCAUUAUAGCGCUCACAGAAUGACGCUAGCUAUAAAAGCGAGAUUAUCGCUAGAUACUUUGGAAGUAUAUGUCGCAAACUUCUUUAGUGAUAUACCAAAUUACUGGCUGCAUUCCGAUGAUUUUACCGAUUUUAAAGAUGGCAUUUCAUUUAAUACUGACACUUUCAAAAAAAUAUAUUAUGUUAAAUCUUUCAGUCAAGAUAUUAGCCAACUACAUGUAACAUGGGCUUUGCCUGCAAUUGAUUCGUACCGAAGUAAACCAUACAAAUAUAUUUCAUGGAUUAUUGAACAUAAAGGAAAUGGUUCUUUAACUAGUUAUCUACGUAAAAAAAUGUGGGGCCUUGAUGUGUUUUGUGGUAACUGUGAUAACGAUAAUGAUUUUGGAUACAACUCUAUGUAUGUCUUAUUCGAGAUUAUAGUAGAACUAACUCAUAAAGGAGUACAACAACAUCAGCAAGACGUUCUAAAUGCAUUAUUUUCCUUUAUAAAUUUCGUAAAAAAGACGGGUCCACAAGAAAGUAUUUAUAAUGAGCUUUAUAAGAUUGGAAAAAAUAAUUUUAGGUUUUUUAGAUUUUUUAAACACGAUGAUGUGUUCGAUUUAUGUAAGAGUAUGCAUUUCUAUCCGUCACGUGAUUAUGUAACUGGAAAGCAUAUUUAUUUCGAGUAUGAUCCAGAAGCUAUACAAAAAUGUUUGAAUUUUUUGAUGCCAGAAACAGCGAAUAUUAUGAUUCUUACCAAUGAUUUUGAAUUAAAUAUAGUUGAACCGCAUUUUAAAAUUAAUUAUAUAGAUAUGGUGUUACCAAAGGAAUGGAUCGAACGCUGGAAAUUUAUCGAGCCAUUGUCUAAUUUUCAUUUACCAUCACGCAAUGAAUUUCUUACCAAUAAUUUCUUUUUUAUACCGGUAUCAGCAGAAGCAUCGAAAUAUCCUGUAAAAAUACACCAAGAUUGUUUGUCGGAGAUUUGGUUUUGUCCGAAGUUUCAUUGGCCGGUGUGCCAUAUAAAUCUUCAUAUUGUUUCUUCUCUGUAUCCUCGAACAGCAAAGAAUGCAGUUCUCUUACAAACGUACUGCAAUGUAAUAAAAUAUUUAUUGCUCGAAGAAUUAUAUCCGGCUGUAACAGCUGGGAUUGGUUAUGAGAUCGAUGUCAAUGAAGAAGAUACAGGUAUUACAAUACAAAUAAGCGGAUUUAACGAAAAUCUGUCAUCCUGGUUGAUGAUUAUUGCAAACUAUAUGGUGAAUCUAGUUACCGUUUCAACGAACUUAUUUAAUAUUAUAAAAAUACAACAACUGAAGACACAUUACAACAAAUUUAUAGAGCCGGAAACUUUCAUCGAGGAUGUGGAGUUAUGGUUACUGAAAUGCGGCAACUGUACACACGUUCACAAAUAUAAUGUUCUACAAAGAUGCAAUUAUUCACGAGAUUUCCGAAAUUUUGUAAAAUCUUUCACCAAUAAUCUGUAUAUUCAAUGCCUUGUGCAAGGCAAUAUAACGAAAGACUUUACGAUCGAUAUUAUACAACGAUUUAUCAAAAAAAUUGAUUGUUUUGCAUUGAAGAAAAUGAAGCCUGUUGCAAUCUCUGAAAUACACCAAUGCACAUAUUAUUUCAAGUUGAAAAAUAUUAACCGAACUGAUGUAAACUCGGUAGUGAGAAAUUAUUAUCAAGUCGGUACUGGUACGAUUGAAUUAUCGGUUUUGAUUGAGCUGUUGAUCAUGAUAAUGAAAGAAUCGUUAAUGAGUUAUUUACGAACCCAAGAGAAGCUUAGUUAUGUUUCGUGCGAUUUUAGAGAUAUCAACGGUAUAUUAGGAUAUUCUAUUACUGUUUACACUCAGGCAGAUAAAUGUACAACCGAAUACGUUGAUCAAUGGAUCGAGGAAUUUCUGAAUUCGUUUCGAGUCGUGUUGGAACAGUUCUCAGAAACGGAAUUAGAUGAUGUCAAAGAAGGGCUGAGAAUUUUAAAGCAAUAUGAUGAUACCGAUAUUUUGAAAAACCAAGUUGACAGAAACUGGAGUGAGAUCAUAAAGCAGCAAUACAUAUUUGACAGAUGUGAAAAGGAAGCGCUUGCAAUAGAGAAUAUAAAUAUCAAUAAGCUGAGAGAAUUUUUCGGAAGACACACACUGAACGGAAGUAAUUUCAGAAAAUUGAGCAUACAUGUGAUAGGAACACCGAAGGAAGUUGCAGUCAAUGCAAAGAAUCUUAAGCAUCCUGAGUUCUCUAUGAAGGAAUUUAUAAUUGACGAUUCGCAGCACGAUAGUGCUACAAAUCAUUAUAUUACUGACGUAAACUAUUACAAAAAUACUUUGCAUUACUUCAGGUUAUAA